Helicoverpa zea (corn earworm) is the source of this 964-nucleotide messenger RNA. RefSeq names its product vesicle transport protein SEC20 (gene Sec20). Gene Ontology annotation, biological process: retrograde vesicle-mediated transport, Golgi to endoplasmic reticulum. Gene Ontology annotation, molecular function: SNAP receptor activity. Gene Ontology annotation, cellular component: endoplasmic reticulum; SNARE complex. NCBI's taxonomy places the organism in Eukaryota, Metazoa, Arthropoda, Insecta, Lepidoptera, Noctuidae. The record is from RefSeq and is a predicted model, not a curated record. The coding region runs from base 114 to 851 and encodes 245 amino acids. The transcript is spliced from 5 exons.
CGUCACUAGCGUCAACGUCACAUUGACACGGUCAUCAAAAAAAGCACAAAAGUUUUCAAAAUAAAAAAAAUUGCUUUGAAUUAUUGUUAUAUUUACUGGAAUUAAAUAACAAAAUGAAUUUACGAGCAGAGAGAGAUUUGAGUAGCAACGCAUACGGCAAGCUAUUUCAGAAAUUAGACAGCCCAGACGCAAUAUUCCAGAAUUACGUGAAAGUUUUGGCCAAGCAUUAUUUUACAGUGAAGAACAUAAUUCAGGAAAUACUAGCAUGUCGGGACUCUAUGGAGAGUUUGAACAGACUCAAUGAAAAAGGCAGAGCAGCCAUAUCAGUAUUGAGGGACGAGUUGGAAAACUUUGAAUUGUAUGGGAAGGAUGUUGGAGACAUUAAAUAUGCAACCGAAGUGGACUCCCAGAGGCAUCAGCUAGCUUGUCUUCUAAAGGAAUUCAAGGAUGCCAAUAUUACAAGUAUGUUUGCCAUAGAGAAGGCUCAAAGAGAGGAAUUGUUGAAAGCUGGUGAGGGUGAAGAUACUGGUAUUAGGCACAGAAAGACUAAGGUCGAGAGGGAUGGAUUGCUCAAAAUGUCUUCAGGUGUGACAGAACAACUGUUGUCUAUUAGCAGACAACUGGCAGACACAGCGCAGCGGAGUCAAGACACACUAGAUAAUUUGGUUUCAUCCAGCUCAACUGUUCAUGGCACACAGUCGGAGCUUCAAAACACUGCCAGCACGAUAUCCGAAUCUAGCAAACUUUUAAAGAAAUACGGCCGACGAGAGUUCACCGACAAAGUUAUCAUGUUCUUCGCAUUCCUAUUCUUUUUAGCCGUUUGUCUGUACAUUGUACAAAAACGAUUCUAAUUUAUUAUUAUGACCGUAAUCAUUUUAUGUAUAGGACAAUAUUUAUAAUGGAUUAUGAUAAUGAAUUGUAAGUAAUAUUAUAAUUAAAUUACUUGAAUGGUAUUGUGGUGGUA